Myotis lucifugus (little brown bat) is the source of this 415-nucleotide messenger RNA. RefSeq names its product trefoil factor 1 (gene TFF1). The record is from RefSeq and is a predicted model, not a curated record. Bases 32 to 331 code for a protein of 99 amino acids. Lineage: Eukaryota; Metazoa; Chordata; Mammalia; Chiroptera; Vespertilionidae. The transcript is spliced from 4 exons. Gene Ontology annotation, biological process: maintenance of gastrointestinal epithelium.
CGGCCCAGCACUGCAGGGGCUGUCACUGUAGAUGUCCCUGUCCACAUGUGUUAUCCCCAGAGAGAAGAAAGGCAUGGCCACCAUGGAGCCCAAGGUGAUCUGCGUCCUGCUCCUGGUCUUCUCGCUGGCCCUCAGCAGCCUGGCCCAGGUCCAGACCGAGACGUGCGUGAUUGCCCCGAGCCAGAGGAGCAACUGCGGGUUCAACGGCAUCACGCCCGCCCAGUGCGCAGAGAAGGGCUGCUGCUUUGACAGCACCGUCCCCGGGCACCCGUGGUGCUUCUACCCUCUGAACAUCGUCAACAACGUUCCGGAAGAGGAGUGUGAGUUUUAGCCGCUCUCCGUGGGAGUCGCGUCUACACUUAGAAUGGGCCGCCCCCCGCCCCCGGCCGCGCUCAGCCUGCCACCACCCCCUCAU